AUGUCGUUCUUGUUUGGCCGAGCACGGUCUCGAGCCGCUGCCGAUCUGCCCAAGCAAGCCCGAGAACAUGUUGCAAGGCUCGAAGGCCCCAACGGAACCUCAAAGGCAGAAGAGCUCGCCCGCGUCCUGAAUCAAAUGAAACUCGUUCUACAGGGCACACAUGAGACCGACAGCUCCCCAGAACAAAUCUACCAACUCGUCACAGGUCUCAUCGACGAGGACCUCCUCCACCUUCUCGCAGUAAAUCUAUACCGCCUGCCCUUUGAAUCUCGAAAGGAUACCCAAGUCAUCUUCUCCUAUGUCUUUCGCUUCCGGCCGGCCGCUGCAGCCCCGAAGAGCGAUCCGAUAGCUCUGUCUUACGUUGUCUGCAACCGUCCGCAAGUACUUAUUGAACUCUGUCGAGCCUACGAUCACAAGGAGAGCGCUACCCCCGCUGGAUCCGUCCUCCGCGAGCUGCUGAAGAAUGAGGCUGCCGCCGCCAUCAUUCUCCACGACGAUGGCGAUGCACCAGGGUCCAGUGCCAAAGGCCUCAACGCAAUUGAUCGUGACAGGCCACAGAGCGGCAGAGGCGUCUUUUGGAGGUUCUUUGAUUGGAUCGAUAAGAGCUCCUUUGAAGUCGCCGCCGACGCUUUCACUACCUUCCGAGAACUCCUGACCCGCCACAAGGAUCUCGUCCCUCGUUACCUCUCCGUCAACUUCGACCUCUUCUUCGACAAGUACAAUAGUACUCUUGUACAGUCAAACAGCUAUGUCACCAAGAGGCAAUCAAUCAAGCUCCUUGGCGAGAUCCUGCUGGAUCGCUCCAACUACAGCGUCAUGACGGCGUAUGUAGAUCGGGGUGACCACCUCAAGAUAUGUAUGAAUUUGCUCCGCGAUGAUAGGAAGAUGGUUCAGUACGAAGGAUUCCACGUUUUCAAGGUCUUUGUGGCCAACCCCCACAAGUCCAUUGCUGUUCAGAAAAUACUGCUCAUGAACCGCGAGAAGCUCUUGACCUUUCUCUCGCACUUUCUCGAAGACCGUACCGAUGACGAGCAGUUCAUCGAUGAGCGAGAGUUUCUCAUCAAGCAAAUCAAAAACAUGCCGGCUGUUCCAGUUCCUCCAAAGCGAUAG
Hirsutella rhossiliensis is the source of this 1110-nucleotide messenger RNA. Its product is annotated as mo25-like domain-containing protein. The record is from RefSeq and is a predicted model, not a curated record. Bases 1 to 1110 code for a protein of 369 amino acids. The transcript has 4 exons. Gene Ontology annotation, molecular function: protein serine/threonine kinase activator activity. NCBI's taxonomy places the organism in Eukaryota, Fungi, Ascomycota, Sordariomycetes, Hypocreales, Ophiocordycipitaceae. Gene Ontology annotation, biological process: intracellular signal transduction.